Messenger RNA from Vidua macroura (Pin-tailed whydah), 3507 nucleotides. It is a transcript of the gene ZNF438, whose product is annotated as zinc finger protein 438. Gene Ontology annotation, biological process: regulation of transcription by RNA polymerase II. The record is from RefSeq and is a predicted model, not a curated record. The transcript is spliced from 9 exons. Gene Ontology annotation, molecular function: DNA-binding transcription factor activity, RNA polymerase II-specific; sequence-specific DNA binding. Bases 622 to 3129 code for a protein of 835 amino acids. Gene Ontology annotation, cellular component: nucleus. NCBI's taxonomy places the organism in Eukaryota, Metazoa, Chordata, Aves, Passeriformes, Viduidae.
AGUUCCUUCCCCCCGCGGCGGUGGGGCCGCGGCCCGGGCUGGGGGCGGGCGGCGCCGGGGCGCGGCUGUCCCGCUCUCUCCCCGCCUGCGGAGCCGGCUGGCGGCACGGGGCCGGGAAGCAAGAGGCGGAGGGGUGGUGGCUCCCGGAGGGGCGGGCGCCUCCUCCGGCCCUCACUCGGUGAGCCCGAGGGACUCCUCGCCGGGCACUGCCGCCGGAGCUCCGCGCCUGCGGGGCCUUUGGCUCGCUCCGGUUCAAGGAUUAUGUUGUACUAGGUGGAAGGAGUGUUCUUCAUCAGUGACUUGGACUGUUUCAAGCAUUUUUAUGUGCACAGGAAUUAAGAUGGAUGAAAUGUUUCAUUGGUCAUAGCAGCAGCAGAAUAAGAUGCAUAUACUGAAGAAGAGGUUUUAGGGAUUAACAUCAGGGUCCUCAUGAAACUGGAAAGAAUGAACAUUGUCGUAACUGUUAAAGGGCAUAAUGCAGAAUCCGUUAACAGUUUCUGCAGAGGCCAGGCACCAUUUUGAGCCCUUAGUUCUUCUACUGCCGUAGUAAGAAAAGUUUCUUCACCGUGUGGUGUUUUUUUGCAUGCUAAUCCUGCAGAGAAACAUUGUGUCCAACAAAGUAUGCUGGGUCAGCAAAAGCAAGAAACUUGUACUGGAAAGACAGUAUCCACAGAUAAACAGAAAUCCCCUUCGGAUAUAAUACAAAGUUUUCAGAAGAAAAGUCAGUUUAGGACCAUUGCUCCAAAAAUGGUACCAAAAAUUUUAACAUCUGGAGUGGUUUCUUGCCUUCAGUCAUCUUUGCCUGAGCCAAUGACACCAAUUUCAGCUUCAGGUUCUAAGCCCCUGGUGGUGCCAGCUCAGAACUAUGCUGUCAUGCAGGUGGCUGCUCACAAGGGCACAUUUUCCCUGUUGGCUGUGCCAUGUGUUGCGCCUGCACUAACACAACAAGUUCAGCAGUCGACUGUGGCUCCCUCUGAAAACCUAAAGCUGCCCAUCCCCAGGUACCAAUCUGUAAGAAAUAAGUUGCUGAGUGACAAAAAAACAGCACAAAUCUCUGGUUUGAGUGCACGUGACAAGAUUCCUACCAAAGCACUGGUCUCAUCACAGACUUCCCCCAUGACUGCUCUACCUGAAGACUGUCCUGAAGCUCAUUCCAGUUCAGAUUCAGCUGAGCAAGGGAUGAUAGCAGACUGUGAAUCAGCUGAAAUUGGAGUUGCCCCAUUAGUAAAUAAAAGCAAUUGUGUGGAAUCUAGAUCUCUUUUAAUGAAGAAGACUGAAAUUGCUAGCAAUAUUAUUUCUGGACCAUCUGUAGUUGAAGACUCUCUAUCCAAGCCAGCAAGUACAACUAAUCCCACAAAACUAAGUCUACACUCUGUGAAGACAGCAUCGGAAACCACAAGAGAGUUACUCCUGACAUCUGAGAAACUAAAGGAAAAACCCACAAAUUCUGCAAAUCCUGUUGCUGUCUUGUCACCAGCAGUUUUUGGUAGUACAGUUCAGAUGACUCCAUCAGCACCAAAAGGAAAACUCCCUAUUUUGCCUUACUCCAGAAUGAAAACUUCAGUGUUCUGUAAAUCUAAGCAGAAUAUUAAUGUUAUGGAUAUACCUGGUCAUUCACUAAAAUUUGAAUGUGAAAAGAUACCAUCUUUGAUGAAAGCCAAAGCCUUUGAUAAGCAAUUAGGUGUAUCAUUUACACAAGUCCCCAAACAAUCCAUUCAAGAAAAUACCUUCUCUCCAUCCAGCAAAGUAGAUGAUGUCGACAAUCUUAAAAAAUUGAGCAGUGCAACCUCUAAAAGAAGAGGCAGGAAAAAAAGAGCCCCGGAAGAUUUAUUGGCUUUUCAGGCCAAGCGAAGGAAAUGCAUCAUUAAUAAGUUUAGAGAAGGAAGAGAGAGGGCAAAGGUUGAUAUUCAGACACCUGAAGACAAUAAAGCAGAAGCAGUAAAAAAAUACCGCAGUAUCAGACCAAAACCAAUGGUAGUUGUGCAGGCAUUCGCACCGCUGACUCCUGCAGCAAUUGUAGAGACGCCGUCUCGUGAGCAAGACUUAUUUUUAAAUGGUUCACUCACCAAUAAAUGUUUAAGUUCCAAGCACAGUGAUGCUACAUCAGCUAAAUCAAGUGAUCUAAGUAGAGAUAUGUGUUCAGCCACCUCUAAGCCGCUGCACAGAUGUCAUGUUUGUAACCAUACAUUCCAGUUCAAGCACCAUCUCCAGGACCACAUGAACACGCACACGAGCAGGCGGCCCUACAGCUGCAGGAUCUGCAGGAAGGCAUAUAUCCAUUCUGGGAGCCUGAGCACCCAUAUGAAGCUUCAUCACAAUGAAGGCAAAUCCAAAAAGCUGGUGUGCUGUGAAUUCUGUGCUAAAGUUUUUGGCCAUGCGAAAGUGUACUUUGGCCACCUCAGAGAAGUCCACAGGGUUGUUAUCAGCACAGAGCCCUACACUAGCGAGCAACAGGUGCAAGAUUCUUUAAAGAAGAGAGACAGGAAUAUAAAAGAGGCAGAAGAAGAUGCAGAGAGGGGAAAUAAGUGCAGUUUUGAGGACCUGUUCCAUAACCCAGGAGAAGUGAAAUUACAGGUCAGAUGUGGUCGAUGCCAGUUUAUUGCAGAGUCUUUUGGUGAAAUGAAGUUUCACUUACUGUGCUGUCACGGAGAAGAGAUUCAGGGAAGAGUCAAGGAAGGGGUUUUUCAAGGAAGCAGAGGAACAAAGGGGAAACUGGUCAAACAUACAACCCACGUGUGGAAACAGCACAAUGAGAGAAGACAUUUAGCAAAGUGCAGUGCCCGUCAGGAGGAGCUGUAUAAUGUUCCAAAACCAAAGAGACAGAUGUACUUCCACCAUCAAAAUAAUGUCAAUAUUGUACCAAAAAGUGAACCAACCCAGUCAGGAAGUAGUGAAGCCUCUAAGGAGAUGCAAAAUGUAGGGUUUGGCACACCAAGGAAAAAAAUAGAAUUUUGGUCUAAAGCAGGCUAUAACUGCAUUUUAUGCAAACAGUUAUUUGGAAGAAAAGAGGAUCUUUGUAAUCAUUGGCUGAAUCAUCAUAAUUGUGAAGACCCUUCCACUUUAUGGACAAUUUUUACUUUGGUAUCAAAACAAGGAAUUAUUGAACUUUCUGAUAAUGGUGAAUAUUGAAGCUUAACUCUACAAUGCUAUGAAAAACCUUAGCUACCUUACCAAAUUGUUCUUUCACUGUCUUGCUAAACUAACUCAACAGAUGUAUCACUUAAAAGGUUUGUUAGUUGGGUUUGUUGGGGAUUAUUUUAAAGCCAUAUUAACCUUUAUUUUGGUGACUAGAAAAUGUGUUUAUUCUGUAUCAUUCCACAUGGGUACAUGGAAAGUGAUUAUGAAUCCCUGUACUUAAAAUUCAUGCUUAAGGAACUUUAUAACAGCAAAUAACUCAAUACUAAUGAUUAACCUCAAUGAAAUAUAUUUGCGAGUUAAAUUAUACUGUAUACACAGAAAUAAAUCAAUUUAUGUGAAGUAAUCUCAGUCUUAAAUGAAAUUACAGAC